Molecule: messenger RNA, 486 nt
Organism: Labeo rohita (rohu)
Lineage: Eukaryota; Metazoa; Chordata; Actinopteri; Cypriniformes; Cyprinidae
Gene: uqcrq
Product: cytochrome b-c1 complex subunit 8
Exons: 3
Coding region: 167-409 (80 amino acids)
Biological process (GO): mitochondrial electron transport, ubiquinol to cytochrome c
Source: RefSeq, a predicted model, not a curated record
CUGACCUUCACGUGUCUCGAUAGCCAGGAAACAGUAGAGCGGAGCGCCAAUUAGAACGCGUGAAAUCAAGAGGAAACGGAUGUGACUUAAGGUUGCACACGGAAGUUGUAGAAGUCGUAGCACGACAAGGGUGUCAAAGAGUAGUGAGAUCAGCUUUCUUGGCACAAUGGGUCGUCACUUCGGAGAUUUGGCCAAGAUAAGGCAUGUGGUCACCUACAGUAUUUCUCCCUUUGAGCAGAGGGCUUUCCCAAACUACUUUUCUAAGGGAAUCCCAAAUGUGUGGAGACGUUUCAAAACGUCUGUAUUCAAGGUUGCACCACCUAUGGUUCUGAUGUACCUGACCUACACAUGGGGCAAUCGUGUUCAUGAACAGACCAAAAGAAAGAACCCUGAAGAUUAUGAGAAUUAACCGUGAAAUCGCUCAGCUGAAAAUGUGUCCUUGUGUAGCUUCUUGUUCAAUAAAGAAAAUAUUUAUGUGAAAAUGGA